Molecule: messenger RNA, 1014 nt
Organism: Grosmannia clavigera kw1407
Lineage: Eukaryota; Fungi; Ascomycota; Sordariomycetes; Ophiostomatales; Ophiostomataceae
Exons: 1
Coding region: 1-1014 (337 amino acids)
Source: RefSeq, a predicted model, not a curated record
AUGAGCCACAACGGUCCUGUCGAAUACCCCGAAGAGCUGCUGAGUGUCUUCAAGGCGGCCGCAUUGUCGGUGACCAAGCUCUACAAGACGUCCACAACCGCCCAGGCCAAGGCACGGGUCGACGGCUACCAAGACUGCCUGGAGGACCUUCUGGCCCUGCUCGACAAGGGCGGGUGCGAUGUCCGCGUAGUGCGACGAUGGGCCGCCGAGCGGCUGGACGGCCGAGACUCGAUCGUGCCGACGAUCGAGAGCGAAGACGAGGUCGACAAGACGGAUGCGACAUCGACGCCAGAACCCCAGCGACGAGACAGCCGCGACAGCCGCAGCGGGCCUAGCAGUACCGGCAACCACGACACCGCCAUGCGGUCGGACACCGGGUCGCCCUCACCAUCGACUCUGCGAACGGCAGCGAUGUCGACGACAAACGGCAGCAAUUCAGCAGCCGCAGCCACAAGUCACGCCGCCAGCAGCAGUAGUGCGGCCGUGAAAGCACCUGUGGUCUCGGCCAACCCCGGAAAGACGUCAUCGACACGAGCACGGUUGCCAUCGGUGGCCGAGAACAGCGACUGCGACUACCUCGAACCCGUCGAAGUGUCGGUGCCUAUGCAGGGUGCCUUUACCUUUCGCGCGCCCAUGGCCUACCCGCCCGAGUCGUACCUGCAGCUGGCCAACCUCGACCUGUCCGACAAGUUUUCUGCCGGCGGCCCUGCCAGUGCCAGCGAGCCUGGCGCCGAUCAGCAACAACACACCCCUUCCGCGGCCGCUUCGCCCACCUCUUCCGCCUCUUCCUCCUCUCCACACGGCUCGAAGCCGGCCUUCCGCGUACGGCACUCCGGCCCUGCACGCUUUGGCUCGCGAACCAUAAACUCUGCCCGCAUCGGUCGUGGCAACGCCGCCGGCACCAGCCAGAAGCGGAAGCUCAACGUCGAAGAGAUCUUUGACCUGGCCAGCUUGGGCUACGGCAAGGAUGUCUUUGGCCGGGCCGGGCCUAGCAAGCGCCCUCGCCAGGGCUAG